Messenger RNA from Cyclocybe aegerita, 801 nucleotides. The record is from the annotation of a GenBank genome assembly. Lineage: Eukaryota; Fungi; Basidiomycota; Agaricomycetes; Agaricales; Hemipholiotaceae.
AUGUUGCUGUAUCUAAAUGUACGAUAUAUGGUUUUGAGGUUCAUAGGGGUUAAACUCAAAGGGAAAUCAGAUCCUGUGAGAAUCCACUGGCGUGCAAGAGGAGCACGACUUAAGAUCGCUCCCACACAAAGGAAUACCGAAGGUCAACUUGUUGGACACGCAACAGUCGCAGUAACGAUCGCAUUUCAUUUGCAGGCUUCUCAGAUCCUGGAUCGGUCCUGGACGAGAGGCAGAAUUCCGGAACAAGACCAAUUGGGCGACAACAACGAGGAAGAAGCGCUAAAUGCUGGGAUCACGAUGCUCUGGGUACCCCAGAACAUCGCUACAGCAUUGAGACAUUGCGAUAAAUACUGGGCUGUUUCGCUCUGCCAAAUAACUGAAGUCUCUUCCUACCCCCAUGCGAGUCUUCCUACCCUGCUCCCUACCAGCAUGAACGACAGGGGAGAUCAUUAUCCCCUUCAGGUCAGCUCAUACGCAAAUCAACAAUUCUUCACCAAUGCCACGGGGACGACGCUAAUCGAUACAAUUAUCGAUGUUGUGGAUGCGACGCCCCCAGGAAGAGGUCGACCAGGAGGGAGAAUCAACGUCGGUUCCGGUUCAAGAAAUUUGACCUUCGAGAACAGUAUUUUCCAAACAUAUAGCGGCACUGGGAAAGAUAUCGACCUAAAUGCGUUCUUAAAUCAAACCCCCAUUCUCCCUCGCGCGAGACAACCCGUACACGGGGGUCCUGUCGUGACGUACGAGCACCGUGUCUGUAACUCCCUCAAAGACCGAGGAUUGCCUAGCCGAAGACGCAGCUAG